AUGGCCUCAGGGUCCCAGGAGGGCAAUACAGCCCUGGUGGGUGCUCCAAGCUGGUGGGGCCCUGAUGCUGUGGUGAGCUGUGACAGUGGGCAUGGCUCACCGCCUGGGGCAGCCCCUCAGAGGCGGCGGCUGACACGGAGACCAGGCUACAUGAGAAGCACGGUCGGUCCCGGGAUCGGGUUCCUUUCUCCAGCAGUGAGCGUGUCAUGCCAGAUCUCAGCAGGGCCGACAGGCCAGGAGUCCCACUACUCACAGUCCAGGGCUGGACAGUGUGGCCUCGACCCCAGCAGCCCCUGUCAGGUGGUGGGCAGCCCUUUUCUCAAGAGCUCGCUUGCCCCUGCUGUGGCCUCUGUGGGUGGCUUGCACCCAGCCCAGAGCUCUAUGAGAGAAACACCAGUGCACUUUGCGGUUCAUUCCAGAAAUGGCAACAAACUGCCUGAGAGACUAACCAGGCCAUGUAGGCCUGGGGACAGUGGAUGUUGGCAAGACUUUUUGUCUUCUGACAGCUCUAAGUCCCUGGCCCCUAGCCUUGAUGUAGCGUGGAGCGAGGGAUCGAGGGGCCUGAAGACUGUGAAAGCCCUGGCAUCACCAGGGUUGAGUGGCUCUGCUGACAUCCCAGCUCUUCCUGGCUCCCAAGACACCUUUACAUCCAGCUUCAGCUUCAUCCAACUCUCCCUUGGUGCUGCUGGAGAACGUGGAGAAGCAGAAGGUUGCCUACCAUCUAGAGAGGCUGAGUUCCUUCAUCAGAGCCCCCAAGACAUGGCAGCUGAAGCGUCCAGCUCAGACAGGCCCGCUGAGGACCCUCGACAUCUCUGGACCUUCAGUCUUCAAGCUACUUCAGGCUUGGUGGAUCAGUUGACAGGGAGCAGCAGCAAUCCAGAACGUGGCAUGGUCUCUCCCUUGGAUACUGGCUUCUCAUCCCAGGACCUGACCUCAGUUGGUGGGUGGGGCGACCAGGGCAGCGACUGGGCAGAUACCUGCGGAUGGGAUUCUCUGCUCAGCGAAUGGCAGCCUGUGCUACAGGACUACCUACUGAGUAACCGCAGGCAGCUGGAGGUCACUUCAUUAAGUUUAAAGCUUCAGAAACUUCAAGAAAAAGCAAUUGAGGAUGGUGAUUACGAUAAAGCAGAGACACUGAGACAGCGUUUGGAAGACCUGGAACAGGAGAAAGGCCAUUUGCCCUGGGUUCUGCCUUCACAACAACCGCCUCUUGCCAGCUUCUUGGGCUUCCUAGCAGCACAGACCCGGGUGGCCUUGCACGGAGCCACCCAAAGGGCUGGCAUCGAUGACCUAGAGGCCCCACUUGAAGGAGAGCCAAGGACCGCUGCCCAGGACAGCCUGCUUGCAUCCAUCACUAGGCGGGACUGGCUUAUUCGAGAGAAACAGCAAUUGCAGAAGGAAAUCGAAGCUCUGCAAUCGAGGAUGUCUGCGCUGGAGGCUGAAGAACAGCAGCUGAGCCAAGCGUUGGAGGGGCAGGAGACACUGCCCCAGGGGCAGGGCUGUGACCUGACGCCACUGGUGGCCCAGCUGUCCCCGGGCCAGCUGCAGGAAGUCAGCAAGGCCUUGGGAGAGACCCUGACCUCUGCCAGCCAGGCUCCUUUCCGCGUGGAGCCACCUGAAACCCUCAGGAGCCUCCGGGAAAGGACAAAAUCACUGAACCUGGCUGUUAGAGAAAUCACCGCUCAGGUGUGCUCAGGUGAGAGACUGUGCAGCUCUCUGAGGAGGAGACUCAGUGACCUUGACGCCACGCUGCCUGCCUUGCUGGAAGCCAAGGUGCUGGCCCUCUCAGGAAGCCACUUCUGUACAGCUAAGGAGCUCACGGAGGAGAUUUGGGCACUGUCAUCAGAGCGGGAAGGGCUAGAGUCGCUCCUGGGCAGGCUGCUGGCACUCAGCUCCAGGAAUGUCAGAAGGCUGGGCAGUGUCAAAGAGGACUACAUCAAGUGCAGACAGGACCUGGCACUCCAGGAAGCUGUCCACAAAGCAAGUGUGAAGGCGAACACCGUGAAGUACAUGGAAGUGCUGGAGGGUCGGCUGCGCAGCUGCAGGUGCCCACUGCUUGCAAGAGUGUGGGAAGCCGACUUGGAGGCUUGUCGGCUGCUGACGCAGAGCCUGUGGCUCCAGGAAGCAGGCAGUAGUCCACAUGCAGAAGAUAAGAAGCAGGCAGACGGCCCAGGAGAGGCCACCUGGACAGCUGCCCUGGCUGUCCAUCCCAGACCCCACCCCGAAGAGGAGAAGACCCCCUGGCAGGUGUUCCAUGAGGGGAACACUCACUCAGCCCCCUUACCACACUGUGCUGGAGGCCAUCAGAAAGAGGAAUCUCACAUCAUCUCUGCUGAAGUUGGAGAAAAAUGUGAAGCCAUAGGCACGAGGCUCCUGCACCUCGAAGAUCAACUUCAUAGGGCGAUCCACAGUCACGAUGAAGCUGUCUUUCAGUCUCUCCAGGGGGAGCUCCAGAUGGUGAAGGAAACAUUACAGGCCAUGAUCCUGCAGCUCCAGCCACCAAAGGAGACAGGAGGAGAGGCCACAGCCUCCCAUUUGACAGCUGGUGUUCAGGAAGCACAGGCCUGA
Messenger RNA from Peromyscus eremicus (cactus mouse), 2568 nucleotides. RefSeq names its product DISC1 scaffold protein (gene Disc1). Gene Ontology annotation, cellular component: mitochondrion; intermediate filament cytoskeleton; microtubule. The coding region runs from base 1 to 2568 and encodes 855 amino acids. The transcript is spliced from 14 exons. The record is from RefSeq and is a predicted model, not a curated record. Lineage: Eukaryota; Metazoa; Chordata; Mammalia; Rodentia; Cricetidae. Gene Ontology annotation, biological process: neuron migration; cilium assembly.